AAUGAAUCUUUGGCUUGGUUUUGGUCUGUUGAAGUCGACCUCGGGGGUCCUGAUCAAUCGUGGAAUGAAGAAUGUGAGUUCCCGCUUGCAUUCCAUUGGCUGAGGGCAAAGGCACUACGGGAUCGAUGGAGGGAAGAAAUGCUAUUGGUCACAUUCGAGAUGGAUUGGACAUGUAAGUUCUUUUUGUGGAAAACAACCAUAUGGGGCGAGCACAUGCAGGAAUCAUUGGAGAAACGACUUCCGGGUCACGGAUGCUACGCCGGAAGGCAAUCCCACAUGUAUUCAUUGCUGGCACAGGAUGCGCAGGCAGCUUUUCAAGACCUACAAAACGUGUUGAUAGAGGCUGGAGAUGAAUGA
Molecule: messenger RNA, 357 nt
Organism: Suillus fuscotomentosus
Lineage: Eukaryota; Fungi; Basidiomycota; Agaricomycetes; Boletales; Suillaceae
Exons: 2
Source: RefSeq, a predicted model, not a curated record